AAGCAGUCUCCUUGGUUUCUUUGCAGUGGGCUGCAGAAUUGUGUGGGUGGAAUUUCCUCUUAAUUCUGCAGCGUCCAUCGAUCUCCUCCUCCUCCUCCCAUCCAGACGGUACCCAGCCCCCUCUCCCCGCACAUUGACACACAUGCAUGCAUUUGCUGCUUUUUUUCUUUAGCCACUACACCGAUUUUGAGGACAAUCAUGCAGCAGAGCUCUGUCAUUAAUAAUAUUUGCCAUAAACAACAUAAGAAAUAAACUACUCCCUGGAUUACAUGAUGCAACAAGAGAAGGUGUGCAAUUUUUACCGGAAUGCCCCAUCACCGAGGACUUUUAUGUUUAUGGGACGAUGAAGACAGCAUAGAAGUUUCAUGCAAUAUUUCUCAUACGGAUGGUGUAGAUGCCAUCAAAACGAUACUUAUGUAAAUUGAACAGUUGGAAUACAUUACACCUGCUGACAUUUUGAUGCUGAGGUGACUUUGGAACAUUGCAGCAGAGAAGUGAGGAAUAUUAAAUUCACCAAGGUUCUUUCCUGUCUGCAGAAACUGGACUGUAAUUUAAAACCCAGGAAAAGAAUUUGAGCCUUGUGCUUUCAUGUACCGUUUCCUAUGCACACCCAUUUUACGAUGAGCAGUCCCUCGGAGGUGCUGAACUGGUCCUCCACUCCAAACCUGAUUGUCAACACACUAAAGGAGGAAUUCUUACUAAGCUCUGGUGAUCCAUUAAGCAAAGAUGCAUCAGGUACCCUUCUACAUCUGCCUCCUGAGAUAAUUGAAGAUUUGCCUCCAGUACAUCAAGACGACUUGGUUCUAGGUGGCAGUCCAUGUACAACAGCUCUUACUAGUGUGAGUGAGGACUUGUCUCGUGAACAACAACAGUUUGAUAACAGUGUUCUCCAGCUUCAGGAAAAUGAAGAUCUGGAGAAUUCUCUCCCUCAGGAGUAUACUGGGGGAAGUGAAGAUUGUGGGACCACUCAUACUAAUGCUACACAUACCACUGAUGACAUCAAACUUCAUUUUCAUAGGUCAGGAAAUGGAGGUGGAGGAUUUUUAGAUGGCCUCUUUGGCUGUCUUCGACCAGUAUGGAAUAUAAUUGGAAAAGCCUAUUCCACAGAUUACAAAUUGCAACAGCAAGAUAUAUGGGAAGUUCCAUUUGAGGAAAUUUCUGAACUGCAGUGGCUAGGAAGUGGAGCUCAGGGGGCCGUCUUUCUAGGCAAAUUCCACUCUGAAGAAGUGGCCAUCAAGAAGGUUCGGGAACAAAAGGAGACUGACAUCAAACAUCUCAGGAAGCUCAAGCACCCUAAUAUCAUUGCCUUCAAAGGCGUCUGUACACAAGCUCCAUGUUACUGUAUUAUUAUGGAAUACUGUGCUCAAGGUCAGUUGUAUGAAGUAUUAAGAGCAGGACGAAAGAUCACACCCCAACUCCUGGUAGAUUGGGCCACAGGAAUAGCCAGUGGCAUGAAUUAUCUUCAUCUUCAUAAGAUCAUACACAGAGACCUCAAAUCGCCAAAUGUAUUAGUCACUCACAAAGAUACAGUAAAAAUAUCAGAUUUUGGAACCUCAAAAGAGCUUAGUGACAAGAGCACCAAGAUGUCAUUUGCUGGGACUGUGGCGUGGAUGGCCCCAGAGGUUAUUCGUAAUGAGCCUGUUUCUGAGAAGGUGGAUAUUUGGUCUUUUGGUGUUGUUCUAUGGGAGUUAUUGACUGGAGAAAUUCCAUAUAAAGAUGUAGACUCUUCUGCUAUUAUCUGGGGAGUUGGAAGUAACAGUCUGCAUCUUCCUGUACCCUCUACUUGUCCCGAUGGCUUCAAAAUUUUAAUGAAACAAACUUGGCAAGGCAAGCCUCGGAACAGACCAUCCUUUCGGCAGAUUCUGCUUCAUCUUGACAUAGCAUCAGCUGAUGUGCUUGCUACACCUCAGGAAACCUACUUCAAAUCUCAGGCGGAGUGGAGAGAAGAAGUAAAAAAGCACUUUGAAAAGAUCAAGAGUGAGGGCACUUGCAUACACCGCUUAGAUGAAGAACUGAUUCGACGAAGAAGAGAUGAGCUAAGGCAUGCUCUAGAUAUUCGAGAACACUAUGAGAGGAAACUGGAAAGAGCAAACAAUCUGUAUAUGGAGUUGAGUGCAAUCAUGCUGCAGCUGGAGGUGCGAGAGAAGGAGCUUAUCAAAAGAGAGCAGGCUGUGGAAAAGAAGUACCCAGGAACUUACAAGCGUCAUCUUGUGAGACCAAUUGUUCGACCUAACACUGUAGAAAAGCUUAUCAAAAAGAAAGGCAGCAACAUCACUUACAAGACAGGAGUACAAGCCAAGCGGCCAGAUUUGCUACGUUCUGAAGGGAUACCCAGUGUUGAAGUGUUGCCAUCCCAUUCCCCAGUCUCAGGGAGCCCAAAAGUCUCAACACCACCAAGUAAGACUCGAUACCGUGGCAAGACACGUCACCGCCGUGGCAAUAGUAAGGGCAGCCACAGUGAGUUCUCAGGCAGUUUGAAAAACGUAACGGCAGAAGAGCAGCAGCCACUACAGCACAAUUACCACCAACAUCAUCAGCUCCCCCAUUCUUAUGUUCGAAGAGAAGAUUCAGUUGCCAAUUGUGCCAACAAUCUGCGAUACUUUGGCCCAGCUGCAGCUUUGAGAAGCCCACACACUGACCAUCUCCACCGACGAGUUUCUAGCUCAAGUCCUGAUCUUAUCUCUACCACCUUAGAAGCUGACUCCCGUCAGAGAGCUGCCUCAGACAGUGCUGGUCAAAGCCCUCUAUGUUCCUGUUGCCAGGCUCAUCCUUAUCAAGGCUGCUUGCACUGCCAGGAAAAUAUAAAUAUGAAAAGACAAUCUGAAAAUGGAUUCUGUACAGUCGAUCAAUUUCCAUCAUCAUCUAGCCAUCUAGGGUCCUAUGAGAAUCCGAAAGAGACAGAGCAUGCUGUGACAUCUUUGAAAGAAAAUGAGUUGGAAAAGGAUUAUAAGAAGGGAGCUACACAUGAUAUUCCACCUCAUUCAAGCAUGGCCCGAAAACUUCGGCCCCUUACAAAGAAUGGUGAAGAGUCCUCUGAAGAAGAAGAAGGAGAAGUGGAUAGUGAAGUGGAAUUUCCUCGAAGACAAAGACCUCACCGCUGCAUGAGCAGUUUCCAGUCAUAUUCUACAUUUAGCUCUGAAAACCUCUCAGUCUCAGAUGGAGAAGAAGGCAACACCAGUGACCACUCUAAUAGUGGCCCCCUUGAUGGGUUGAACAACAGUCAAGAGGAACGGCUAGAUGAGCUUUUAUCACAGACUCCAGAAUUACCCAUUGACAUAUCCACACAGUCUGAUGGACUAUCUGAUAAAGAGUGUGUUGUACGCCGGGUCAAAACACAGAUUUCCUUAGGUAAACUCUGUGCUGAUGAACACAGUUAUGAAACCUCACCACGUUUUGGGGAGUCUGAUUGUGAAUCAUCUGAAGCAGAAUGCUCUGACUCCACUGUCCGUAUCAGCAAGUCAUCUGGGGCCUGUACUUGGUGAGAACAACAGUUGCAAGUGAAAGCAUCAUCACUGAACUGAAAAUAAAAACUGCAAUAAUAAGACCACUGGUAAUGAUGUACAGAAUUUUGCCUGUACGUCUACUCCAACCUCUGUCUUUACUGUACCAAUCUUUUUCCAAAACUGAACACUGGUAUUAUUUAAUUACAUAUGGCAGGGAUCGUGUAACAUUGAUAAUUUAUUUUUCUCUGACAUAAAAAAGACUUUAUAUUCUAUUGUGUGGUGUACAUAAAUAUUAUCUGCUCCAAAACAGGAACAACCUCCUUCUGAUUAUUGAUAUUGACUCUUAAUAGCAAGGCGAAAAAAACAGGUAUGACUUGUUGCUUUUUCCAGGACCAGUCCAAUUUUGAUUUAAGUAAGCUGAAUGUGCACACAUGACCUUGCUGCUCCUGCUGCUGCUUCUGUCUACAGAAAUAAACAAUAAGAAGACUGAACCUUGUGAACUCUCUACAAAAUUCUGCAGCCCAUUCCAGUAUCAAGUGAGAAGAAAAAUACAUUUAUUUUCUCCAUUGCUUAGUCCCUCUUGAAUUAAGAAUACACUUGAAAAAGCAAUUGUGGGUUCUUUUUUUGUCCUCUUUAUGAAUGCAUUUUGUGAAAGAACAGUAAAACUUUUUUCCCAAACCACUAAAGCAUAUGUCUCCUGGACUUGCUGUGUGAAAUUACUCCCACUUUAGGAAAUCUCAUCACAUAUUGUUUUUUAUUACUUGCUGUUCUAGUUUAAUAUGGCAGGAAUCUUGCACCAAUGGGCGCAAUGCAGGAACAUUCUGUGAACUGUACUUCAGUCACCCCCGAGGAAGGGCAAACACUUUAUUACUGUACAGUCACACUAGCUUAUGCUGCGAAAGAUUAGAGUCACAGUGGAUUGUGGGAGAGUAAACAAGUCUGCAGACAAAACACACUGAAACACAGGGGGCUGGUAAGUUCAUUGUAGAGAUUUCAUUUACUAAAACCAGCGAAAUAUGUCUUUGGAGGACACCAUCAAAUCAGAUACCCUUCAUUACAACAACGUCAUUCAUUUCUUCAUGAUUUAUUUAUAAACACGAUCAAAAGUUAAUCAGUUUUUUUUUAUUUAUAGAUAUUUAUUCCAUUAUUCUGAAAGUAAAUCUAAUUAGCCUAUUAGCUGAAGUUGAGCGAAUGUUGUGUGCAGAUUCCUAUAUUUAUUAUGAAGUUACUCAUUUUAGCUAUAUUUUUUUUAAAGAUUUGUAGACCAUUUAAAUGUUUAUAAAAUGGAUAUUCACAGUAAUGAAAACGGAAUUUAUAUAUGUGUUAUCUUUAAAAAGGAUAGAAAAAUACAUCACACAGUAAAGCUGCAUUAUUAUUUUUGAACUCAAUCUAAACGGAUUCCUGUAAGAAUCUUAAAACAUGGUGUGUUACACUUAUUACCUGUAUUUUUCAGACAUGUUUUUGUGAAAUUAUGUCUUAAUUCCAUCUCAUUCAAAAACAUGUUUCAGACAUCCCAAAGCAAGUAAUCUGAAAAAAAUUGUGACUAUUAGAGAUGUCAUUUUAUUUUAUUGUUUUAUUUUUGUCUAUAAAAUCCACUUGAAAUUGUGUUAAAAUGUGGUUACUGGCAUAUGUUGUCUAACAAAUGUGGCAACCUCAUACAUUUUUUAAAUUAAACUUGGCACAAGGAAUUGGAUAAUUGGAUUGACAUUUUGCAGAAUGUUCUUGUUGCAUUCUUAAUUCUUCCUCAUAAGAAAUUUCACAUUAGUUUUAUAUGUACCUGUAAUAUCUUGCAGUGCAGAUACAUUUUCUGUCAAAUGUCAAUAUGACAAUUUUAAUUCUCUUGACACCAAACUGAAGUACAGUGUUUAAAGUACAUUAUAGUGAAUCUGCAGGUCGAGACACAUAUUCAGGUAAUCAAUUUAACCAAAGGUCUUGAUAACCAGCUUGUGGUUCCUCCAUUUUAGCCCCAGCCUGCUCUGUGUCACUUAAAUAACAAAAGCAAAAUAUACUAAAAUAACACAAUUAAUGCAACACCAGUAUUUCUAUUGUGCACAUGGGUGCUUAGUUAUGUUUUAAAAGCAACAAAAGCGUUAUCCUUUACUUGAAUGGAGGGCUUCAAUCCAUCUCAGGCAUUAAAAAAGUAUUAGUUUGAACAGUUUCUCAGCUCUUUAAAAUGAAAUCAGCUAUGUUACAGUAUGUGCCUCACCAUUCAGACCAGCGGAAUGUGGAAAGGCUGGUGAAACUGACUACAAAGCAAGUGGUCAGAGGGCUCCACUCCAGGCUUUCCCAUCCUGAAAAUUAUCAUGCUUUAUAAAAAAUCUGUACAUAACCUGUCCUGUACACACCGUGCAUUUCUGUGUGUGUGAAUGAGAGAAUAUUGAUGUCUACUAGAGCAAGGCCUCUCAGUUCUGGUUCUGGCCAUCCUUCAAGUCUUCCACUCUUUUUUAUUUGCAAAUUAUGUUUAUUAAAACACAUUGUUUUAGCAGUUCAGCUAAAGAAAAACUGUUUGUGUUGUGCAUUUGCAUGGAAUAUCAUGAAGUAUUGUUGAUUAUUUAUUAUAUUUAUUGCUGUCUGUACAUAGGAUCUGUUCAUGAUAGAAUUUAUAGUGCUACCAAACUUAAUGAAACUGGAGAUUAGGUGAGAAAAGCCUGAGAAAGCCUAUAGUCAUUUUAAAAUGUAGUUGUCUAGUUGAAAGGUCUGCAAAGCAAAACACUUGAAGGCACAUGGAUAAAUAGUCAGAAUCAGGACCAGGAUUAAAUGGCCAAGAAAUUAGCCAAGGCUGAAGACUCUCUUAGAUUUUUAGGUUCUGCCAUCCCCUAUAAUCCCACAUAAUGUAUGUUGUGCUUGUGUGUAUAAAUCUCAUGGGAAAGAGAGCUGCCAUAAUUUAAUAGAUGAUAAUUACACAUUUAUAUAGAGUUGAUUUGCUUUUUCAUUGUGCUUUGGUAAAAAUGGAAAACAGCAAUAACCGAUGCAGUGUUGAUGAAUAGGUAUCGAAAUCAUUCCAGUGGGGCAAUAAAAAUAAAGCACUCGUAACAAAUGUUUUAAAUGACCUGCUUGGACAUAUAGCCCCUUGGCUUUGACUUACAUUUAUUAGUACAUUUCUAAACUAUUGUAAUGUAUUUAUAUUACAUUUAAAUAUGGUUAUAAAUUUAGGGCAUGCACCUUUAUGUCUCUGUUGUGCAUAAGGAAAGGCUACAUAGCAAAGACCAACCCAUCAUGGCGUCCACUUUCUUUGAACUUUGAGACUAAAGCCUGUUUGUCUGAAUUUUGAAUUAUUAUCAAAUUAAAAAAAGUAGGUGAAGGCAAAACCAGUGUCAAGUUUCAUGCCGCCAUCUCACACAUUCUAUAGACUGUCUAUACCAUUUUAAAUGUUAUCUGUCAUUUGAAACUUGGGCAUUAAUAUUUUUGAUAGUAUAAUACUUGCUUUCAGAUAAGCAAUACAGUUUGGGUACAGUAGCCGUCCGUUAAAUAGCAGCUUUUGCACAGUCCUUGUAGAGAACAAAACUGACUUCAUGAAAAACACUCAGGCCUGUAUUUAACUCUGCAAGAAUUGGAAUGUGCGUCAUUGUCAUUUAUUACAUUUGUUUAUGCAGACAUUGCAAAUAAUAAAAAUAAUUUCAAAAGUCUCAUUAUUUUAUUAUAGACUAGCUGCUAAUGCAGUGCUCCACACAAUGUGAUAAUCAUUAUAAAAGUAUUAUUAACCAGGACUUCAGAUCCCCCAUGAAGUACAUUUCACAUCCAGGCUCUUGAGUUGUUGCCAUUGUAAUCUGCUUCCAGGAAACCUUAUCACUGUGCUUUGGGAGACAUUUCUGCUCUUUGAAUUAAAUUCAUAAUGCAGAACUGCCCUUUUAAAAUUGCCAUAUCCUGAGGCUUCUUAAAAAAUGACAGUUCAUUCCAAACAAUGUUACUUUUUAGAUUAGCACAAAAAAGCACCUUUAAUCCAUACCUAGCCAAUGUUUGGGGGAGGGACUGCUUAGGGUGUUGGGUUUUUCCUUGAAUUGUGUCUCCAUGAUGUAGUGUGUCACGUGUGGCCCCAAGUGAAGCGACUGUACAAAAUGCCUAAUGCUAACUGCAGCACUUUUUUUUUGUUUCCAGUGUGCACAAUAAUAAAGUGAAGAACAUGUCUUAUUGAUCGUAGAACUCUUAUGUAAAUUAUUCCAUGUAAUGUUUUAAUUUAUUUUUAAUUAUAUUGUAUGCUUAUUUUGUAGCUGGCCUACAUAGAAAUUAUUUAUGUUUUGGUGCAAAUUAUUCAGACAUCUGUAGAUCAGACCUUUUUCUUAAUUUCUUAAUAUUUUCAAAUGCAUUGCUUUUUCACAUCCCACUGAUGUUUCAUUCAUACAAGUACUGUUAAGUGCUGUAUUAUUGAAUGAUGGAAGCUGUCCUGAACGGGUCUUAGAAAGGAGUCCUAGCUGUUGCUUUGCAUUGGUAGGAGCCGUUAAUGAAGUAGACUCCCUGCUUCGUUUAGCAAUCAAGUAUCUUGCUAAUAUGCACUAUUGUAACACAAAACAAAAAAACAUACAGCCAUAAAUAUGGAGCAUUGGAUAACUAAAUGAAAUGGCUUCACCUACUAAUGUAAUGCUCUGCGUUCCUGUUAAUGAUUUUAGUUGUGUGGAAGGUCAGGACACAAGAAAUAGCAAGCGUGUUCUCAAUUUUAAAAAGUGCUUCUCUGUAUUAUUAUUAUCAAACUACCAUAGUAUUUCAUUCUGGAUAGGGAGUUUGAUUAAAUGAUCAAAGGUCUUCAAAAAGGUGUGUGCUACUGGCCAUUCUCAAGAGGUGGAUUAGCAAUGUAUCUUCAGUUUAUCUCAGUAGGUUCAGUCAAUAAGAGUACUAACCUGAGGUACAGUCAGUCACUUUUCCUCUGUAGCCUCUCCAGAUUCCUUUUUAUUUACCCUUCAAAUGGCUUCCUGAUUAAGCAAACUGGACUAUGUUUCAUAAACCAGUGUACAGUAAUGGGACCGAAUUGGAAAAUUAACGCUGCAUGGAAUAAAAGCCAGUGUACUGUACCAAA
Polypterus senegalus (gray bichir) is the source of this 8451-nucleotide messenger RNA. It is a transcript of the gene map3k13, whose product is annotated as mitogen-activated protein kinase kinase kinase 13. The coding region runs from base 603 to 3482 and encodes 959 amino acids. Lineage: Eukaryota; Metazoa; Chordata; Cladistia; Polypteriformes; Polypteridae. The record is from RefSeq and is a predicted model, not a curated record. Gene Ontology annotation, biological process: JNK cascade; protein autophosphorylation. Gene Ontology annotation, molecular function: JUN kinase kinase kinase activity; ATP binding. The transcript has 16 exons.